AUGCAUGGCCAGGAGCUGAGACGGCAAAGGGCUGACUUCGACACCUACGACGAUAGGGUCUACAGCAGCUCAGGGUCCCGUGGUAGUGCUGGUGGCCAGGGUUCCCGGAGUCAGAAGAAGCUGCCGACAGAGCCCCCUUACAGGACCUACGUAGGAAACGUGCCUUUUAAUACUGUUCAGGGAGACAUAGACGCGAUCUUCAAGGAUCUCAGUGUAAGGAAUGUACGACUAGUCAGAGAUAAAGAAACGGACAAAUUUAAAGGAUUUUGCUAUGUAGAAUUUGAUGAGGUGGAUUCCCAUAAGGAAGUUUUGACCUAUGAUGGUGCGCUGUUGGGUGAUCGAUCGCUUCUAGUGGACAUUGCUGAAGGUAGAAAACAAGAUAAAGGUCUCUUUGGAUUCAGGAAAGGUGGGCCAGAUGACAGAGGAAUGGGUGGCUCUCGAGAAUCCAGAGGCGGAUGGGAUUCCCGGGAUGACUUUAAUUCUGGCUUCAAGGAUGACUUAUUAGGAGGCAGGGGUGGAGGCAGUCGCCAGGGUGACCGGCGAACGGGUGGUCCCCCAAUGGGGAGUCGCUUUAGAGAUGGACCUCCCCUUCGGGGCUCUUCAAUGGAUUUCAGAGCGACAGUAGAGGAAAGAGCGCAGAGGCCCCGACUUCAGCUUAAACCUCAAGCAGUUGCUACCCCCCUCAAUCAAGUAGCCAAUCCCAACUCGGCUAUCUUCAGCGGAGCCAGGCCCCGAGAGGAAGUGGUUCACAAAGAGCAGGAAUGAGCUCAAGGUCGGGAGGGAAUGGGGGGAGAGUUAUUGAGUGAGACAGCAGCAGAGUUCAUUGCUCUGGACGUCAACCCUGCAGUUACCAUUCCUGCCACCUGACAGUUUG
Gracilinanus agilis (Agile Gracile Mouse Opossum) is the source of this 874-nucleotide messenger RNA. RefSeq names its product eukaryotic translation initiation factor 4H-like. Gene Ontology annotation, molecular function: RNA binding. Lineage: Eukaryota; Metazoa; Chordata; Mammalia; Didelphimorphia; Didelphidae. The record is from RefSeq and is a predicted model, not a curated record.